Molecule: messenger RNA, 3123 nt
Organism: Struthio camelus australis
Lineage: Eukaryota; Metazoa; Chordata; Aves; Struthioniformes; Struthionidae
Product: monocarboxylate transporter 2
Biological process (GO): monocarboxylic acid transport; transmembrane transport
Cellular component (GO): plasma membrane
Molecular function (GO): monocarboxylic acid transmembrane transporter activity
Source: RefSeq, a predicted model, not a curated record
AUGGAAGCUCUCCUCAUGUCAUCUGUGCAAUGCACAUCGCGUAAUUUACUUGUAGGAAAAGCAUCUUAUGCUGAGAUGAUCCUUCGCUCUCUGGUGGCUUGGUGCUUCCGAAAACUGGAAACCAGGGGAGCUGGGUUUGUGUCUAUCGGAUUCGCGUACGCCUUUCCCAAGGGCGUAGCGAUCUUCUUCAAAGAAAUCCAGGAUUUCUUUGGCACGUCCUAUAGUGAGAUGGCAUGGGUCUCCUCGAUUAUGUUGGCCACGACGUACGGCGCAGGUCCUAUAAGCAGUAUUUUAGUAAAUCGCUAUGGCAGCCGACCCGUGGUUAUGUUCGGAGGCCUGCUCUGUGGCAUAGGGAUGGUCUCGGCUGCCUUCUGCACCAGCGUCCUGCAACUCUACAUCUGCGUGGGCUUCAUUACAGGAUUUGGCCUUGCUCUCAACCUCCAGCCAGCUGUGAUAAUCAUAGGGAAAUACUUUUUAAAAAGAAGACCCAUCGCAAAUGGCCUUGCUAUGGCAGGGAGCCCUGUGAUGCUUUGUACCCUGGCUCCUCUCAACCAGGUCCUUUUUGACAAUUUUGGCUGGAGGGGCAGCUUUUUAAUUCUAGGGGCAAUUUUAUUAAACUGCUGUGUGGCAGGAGCUCUCUUCAGGCCCGUGGGGGUGGCCAAACAGUCGGUCAAAAACCAGAUGAUUGAGGAAGGGAAGGAGGCUCCAAAAGAAGAGGUCACUAAGAUGUCUGUGGAAAUGAGCAAUCCCACAUACGUCCCUGCGGAGACCAAAGUGGAAGAGGAAGAAGAAAAGGACUGUUGUGAAAAAAUCAAUCAGUACCUUGAUUUUUCCCUCUUUAAGCACAGAGGGUUCUUGAUUUACUUAAUUGGAAAUGUGCUUAUGUUCCUGGGUUUUUUUGCCCCUAUUGUUUUUCUGGCACCAUAUGCAAAGCACAUUGGCAUUGAUGAAUAUUCAGCCGCUUUCCUCCUUUCAAUUCUUGCCAUCGUAGAUAUGAUCGCCAGGCCUACCACUGGCAUCAUUGCGAACAGCAAGUGGGUGAGGCCAAGGAUUCAAUAUUUUUUCAGCUUUUCUAUUGCUUUCAACGGUGCCUGCCAUCUGUUGUGCCCCCUGGCUUCAGGCUACACAGGGCUUGUCGUUUACUCCAUCUUUUUCGGCUUGGCCUUUGGCAUGGUCUGUGCCAUGCUUUUCGAGACGCUCAUGGACCUUGUGGGAGCUGCUCGGUUCACAAGCGCCGUUGGCCUGGUCACCAUUGCGGAGUGUUGCACGAUCCUACUUGGGCCACCAAUUGGAGGAACUCUUAUUGAUACCUUUGGAGACUAUAGAUAUAUGUUCAUUAAAUGUGGAGCUGUGAUGGUCUUGGCAGGAACAUUCCUCUUCAUCAUGAAUUACUAUAAUUAUCGUAUGCUUGCCAAAGAGGAGAAGGAAAGAAAGGCAAAAGAAGAGAAUCCUAAAAUUGUAAGGACAGAAAAUGAAGGUAGAAGUAACUGGAACAAAGAAACCCUACAGGAUGGGCCUGAGCUGGAACCUUUGAGAGAUGAACGAGAAGGACUAAAGACGGAAGUGAAUGGCACAAAUGAAGUUUAAACCUGUUCUAAUGGACUGAACAGGAGAUUACUUCUGAGUUGCUUAAGUUGACUCUAGCUGUGAAAUCACACUAGGUUUUUAAAUUCUGCCUUAUGCUCUGCCAUAUACAUCCUCCUCUUUGUCUUAGGAGAAGACUAGGACAGAAACAAGUCUAGUUGCUUAUAAAGUGCUCAGGACGCAGAGUGUGGUAUCCAUUCAUAUACCAAAGGUCCUGCAUGUCCUGCACUAUUUUUCUUAUGUAUUUCCCAUUUCCUAGAGGUUGAAUGUGAGCGUAACCCAUGCUCCGCUUUUAUUCCCAGUACUACAGAUCCAUUUGGUGAAUAGGCCGAUGGCCAUCAGAGUCAAUGCAGAGCCCUUCCAUUAGCUUGAAUGGGCUGUGCAUAAAGUACUAUGAUGGCUGGAUCGUCUCAUGAUGCAGUCAAAACACUUAUACUCGCUCGUGCCCUCAAGCCUGAUCGAAGCCUCUCGUCUUCAGCGUGUUGGACUGCAGCAUCGGAGCUAUCCCAGGAUUUGAUGCUGCCUUCCACUGGUGGCUGCACUGUGACAUACAUUUCUGUCUCAUGGAAAUGUAAAAUAGAUCUUAUGCUUGAUUUAAAUACAAAAUAAGCUAGAGCCGCUUGAACCAAAGGAGGGCAGUGUAUGCCUGUGCAUGAAGUGGCAGCAAGGCAGCCAGUCCUUGUGAAGAGGUGUGUGCUAGGAAGGUGCUGACUUGUGGUCGCUCACCCUGGCUUGACCGGGGACCUCUGCAUUUAGCAAAAUGCCUCGAGAAAGGUGGCAUUCUGCAGGGGGCCUGCAUACCACAGGAGUCAUUCCCGUCCCUUUGUCUGAGAAGGGCAGAUCAUGAGAGGGCAGUGCUAUGCGUCACUGCUUAAACUUUGAGCAGCAUUCAAACCAUGCAAAAUUCUUUAAAACUUACCCCGAGAGGUUAGAUAGUCCUUAUUAUCCAAUAUCUGAGUGCCUUACAGUUUUUACCAUGCUUUUUCUUUCUUUUAACAGCACAGUAAGGGCUAUUAUUAUUAAUUAAUGGUACAAAUGAAGAACUGAAGCACAGAGCAGCUACAGGCAUCAGCGUGUCUGUGAAUAAUCCUUAGGUAUUCUACAGUGUAAUGGGAUCCAUUGCCCUGAGCUGGGCCCCUCGGCCCCUGACACGAAGGAAGUCAUCAGCCGCGGGGAAAGGGUGCUGAGAGCCUGCCUGCUGAGCAAAGGAAUCCCCCGCUCACUUGUGUCGUCUUGUGCAAAUUCUUUUCAUUGAAAUCCUUCAUUCCACUGAACAGCAAUGGCGUUCGGUCUUUGACUUCACUAGGACUUGAAUUUUAUCCUUCUGUUGUAUCUUGCAUUUUCUCUGAAAAACAAAAUCUAUUCAAUAUAUUUAGGGCUUUGUUGCUGUGUUUUUAAUAUUCUCUAGUGCUGUCAAAUAUAUCUAUGGCUAUUCAAUAACAAAGGCAUUGAUGGAAGGUCCUGAACAUUUUCUAAUAUGCCUUCUGGAAGCUUUAAUGUAGUUAAUAAAUCUCUUUUAAAAAAAAUGAAAUGAAUUGA